AUGGUGAAGGAAAAAGCUAAAAUAUUCCACUCAAAAUUAGAAACAAAUUCAGAGUGUGAAUAUUCUAACGGUUGGUUGCAGAAUUUUAAAAAGCGACAUGGAAUACAUAAACUUCGUGCUGAAGGAGAAAAAUCUUCAGCAGAUUAUAUUGCUGCCACAAUGUUCGUGGAAAAAUUAAAUGAAUACAUAUUAACGGAAAAACUUACCAAUGAACAAAUUUACAACGGAGAUGAGACAGGCCUUUUUUGGAAGUGUUUACCUGAAAGCAGUUUGGCUUGCCAUAAUGAAAAUUUCAUAGAUGGUCAUAAGGUUUCAAAAGAGAGAGUAACCACAUUACUUUGUGCUAAUGCUGCCGGUACACACAAGUGCUCGUCCAAGAGCAUUAAAAAAUGUCAAAGAUCUUCCCGUUAUUUAUAA
Lucilia sericata (common green bottle fly) is the source of this 417-nucleotide messenger RNA. RefSeq names its product jerky protein homolog. The record is from RefSeq and is a predicted model, not a curated record. Gene Ontology annotation, cellular component: nucleus. The coding region runs from base 1 to 417 and encodes 138 amino acids. The transcript has a single exon. NCBI's taxonomy places the organism in Eukaryota, Metazoa, Arthropoda, Insecta, Diptera, Calliphoridae. Gene Ontology annotation, molecular function: DNA binding.